This is a messenger RNA of Microsporum canis CBS 113480, 3531 nucleotides long. RefSeq names its product symbiotic chitinase. Bases 1 to 3531 code for a protein of 1176 amino acids. NCBI's taxonomy places the organism in Eukaryota, Fungi, Ascomycota, Eurotiomycetes, Onygenales, Arthrodermataceae. Gene Ontology annotation, biological process: carbohydrate metabolic process. Gene Ontology annotation, molecular function: chitin binding; hydrolase activity, hydrolyzing O-glycosyl compounds. The transcript is spliced from 8 exons. The record is from RefSeq and is a predicted model, not a curated record.
AUGUCUAUCGGGUUGCGACUCAAAGGCAGAAUGCGGGAUUUCUGCGGCACCACAGAGGAAUUUUGCGGUAAAGGAUGCACUAGCGGGUGCGGUACCGUCAAGAGGCCAUCAUGCUCUGGCGGUACUUCUGCCACCAAACGCUAUGUGGGAUACUUUGAGGGCUGGAACUACGAACAUCCAUGCGACACCAUCCACCCUUCAAAAAUUAACUACAAGCCCUGGACGCAUCUUAAUUAUGCAUUCGCUACCAUCAACCCGGACCACACCCUUGGUACAAUGGGCUAUUAUGACGAGGAAUUUUACCGUGCCUUUACCAAUUUGAAAACUAAAAAACCAUCCUUGAAGUGUUUCCUCUCUGUUGGGGGAUGGGAUGCAGGUGGCAGAGUAUUUUCUGUAAUGGCAAACUCCGCCGAUUCCAGAAAAGUCUUUAUUGAAUCUGUCGUUAAGACUUUAGAGGAGUUUGGGUUCGAUGGCCUAGAUGUCGAUUGGGAGUAUCCUGUUGCAGAGGAUCGCGGGUAUCUUAGGGGAUUUGACCUCAAAAAUAUGGCCAAGUACGUCGACUGGUUCAACGUAAUGAGCUACGAUAUCCAUGGGACCUGGGAUGGUCAUAGUGCAUGGACGAAAGAAGUUAUUAAUCCGCAUACGAACUUAACUGAAAUAUCCUACGGCCUGGAUCUGUUGUGGCGCAACUCAGUUCCAUCUGAGAAAGUUUUACUUGGUCUUGGCUUCUACGGGCGGUCCUUUACUCUAGGUGAUCCAAGAUGCAAUAUUCCAGGCUGCUCAUUUAAGAGGACUGGUAAUGAAAAUUCAGGCGGAGCUCGCCCGGGCCGCUGUACCUUAAACAGCGGGACGCUAUCCAAUUACGAGAUUAAUAGAAUUCUGAAAUCAAAGUCACCAGAACUGGUUUACAAUGACGAGGCUGGGGUCAAUUGGAUUACCUGGGAGAAUGAUCAAUGGGUUUCAUUUGAUGACUCGAGAACAUUAAAACAAAAAGCAUCCUUUGCAAAUAACCUAUGCCUAGGGGGCACAUUUGCUUGGGCUUUAGAUCUUGGAGGUCCUGGCACCAUGGGUCGGCCCGAUGAACUUAACGGCAACACCCUUAGCCUUGAUGGUGCGGACCUAGAAGGUGGAGAUAGUGGAUCCGGGGAUGUUUAUAUCUCCCCUGAGAUAUAUACGGUCCAGAACCCUGGAAUCGCGUGUAUACCUCCCUGUACCUUCAUCAUGCCUCGGUUAACACUCGAUAAAGUCACUACAAUCACAUUCCCCCUUUACACAACUUCUUUGGAGGUGUUGUGGUGGACAGCACAGGCCAUCACUCUUCCUGGUGGUGCAAUUUCAAGCUCCAUAGGGUCGAUGAGGACUAUUCAAACUACAACAAUUACUAUCCCACCACUUAUAACAUCUGUCCUUGACAUGUGGCAUUGGCCAGUUACAGAAACAGACCUCUCCUCAACAACAUAUGUGGUAGUGAGCAGUAUUUUACCACCGCCAUUUAUGAUCACUAAUAGCCUGCCUUCAGAUGCCGUUGCCCCACCACGAAAUACAGGGGCAGGUGGCAGUCAACCUAUGAAUGGAGGUCAACCUACACAGGGUGGUGGCCAGCCUACACAAGGUGGUGGCCAGCCUACAAAUGGUGGUGGCCAGCCUACACAAGGUGGUGGCCAGCCUACAAAUGGCGGUGGUCAACCUACACAGGGCGGUGGCCAGCCUACAAAUGGUGGUGGUCAACCCACAAAUGACGGUGGUCAGCCUACACAAGGUGGUGGCCAGCCUACAAAUGGCGGUGGUCAACCUACACAGGGCGGUGGCCAACCUACAAAUGGUGAUAGCCUGCCUUCACCGGGCCUUGCACCUGCUAUUUCAAACACUAGAGCUCUCUCUUCCCCAGAAUCUAGUGUGGUUGGCGGCUACACCUCCGAUAGACAGGCUACUCAACCAUAUACAUCCGAUAGAUCAACAUCUGGGGCAUUACCUCCUCCAACACAAAGCAAGACCACUGCCUCUCCUGGUGAUAGGCAGAAUGCCCCAUCAAAAACUGGUCGUACCUCCGAUGAGCCAACCACUAGAGAUUUUCCAUCUCAGACCUCUAACAAGGAUAUUGAUAACCACAACACUCAGCCAACAUCUAACCGGCAAUCAGAUUCAAGCAGCAUGGGCGGUAUCAUUCUUCCACCGGGUAGCAAAGGCCCCCACGAAAGCGGGCUCAUUUCCAGCCCUCUUCCCGGAUCUCGGAUGUUCACGCCAAAACCGCAUCCACUUAGCGGAGAAACCGACAAUGGCAAACUGCCUACUGUCUCGUUUACCAGUGGCCCCCCUAACCCUACUUGCACAAAGGACUGUGGGAAGAAGUGUCAAGGGGCCUUUUGUGAUUGCAAAGGCGAUGGCUGUAAUAACCAUGGGAAAGACUUCAUCGACCCAAAUGACCCAAACCCUCCUAAGGACCGGGACCGCCGGACAUGCUUCGGCCCGGAAUGCAAAGAUGGGAAAUGCGAGCUCGGGCUCCUUUGCAGCAAUUUUGAUUGUGUUGGUCCGGAUUGCCAUGAUGGUAUCUGUGUCGGCAUUAAUUGUGCCAGGAUUCCAUGUGGGAAAAGCUGUAAAAACGGGUUUUGUGAAGGGCCAGACUGUACACAAGACACCGAUGAGUGCGAAAAGCCCGAAGCUGCACCCAGAUGCACAGAAUCCGUUACCAAAUACAAACGGAGCGAUUCGGUAUACUCUAGCACUACCACAACCGAGUGUUCAACGGUGACAGCCUGUUCAGUGGAAGAAACGACAUUCACAACAACUACCACUAUUGAUAAUGGAGAAAUAAUCACCGUUACAGAGCAUUACCCAAUACAACCACUACUAUCCGAUGAUGAAUACAAAUCUAUUGCAUCGAAACUUCAUCGGUUACGAACCAGCCGGGACAAAUCUCGCUUUGGGGCUACUUUCACCACCGAAGAUCUACCGACUCACACAGUGACAAUGACCAUCCCAACAUACACUUAUGCUCACGAGCAAGACAAGGGCAAGCUCAGUUGCAAGCAUACGGUCGGUGUUGCCAACCGCAAAGAACUGAUUCGAGGAAUCAGUUUCUUUUGUCAGAAGUUUGACAGGCAAACUUUCAACGGAGACCAAGAGGGUUUCACGUACUUGAAUUCUUAUUCUCCGGUGGCAGUUAUCCGUGGAGACUGCGGUAGUGGGAAAUGCAAGUCAUACGUGAGGUUUGGAGUGAAGGUAAAACGAAAUAACAAGUGCCAGGAAGAUUUUGUUUUCAACGGGCGUGGUAAUGGUGAUGAUCAGUGUGGCCAGAAUUUCCGACAGAUAGUCGACAGGUGUAAUACACGAGGAGAAAACGGUAAGCGUAGCGGUUCAUUCGCUGUUGGAUGCCUUGAGUGGUAUAUUGACGUUAUCGCGAACGGUUCCUGGGAAGCCGACCUGGAGCUACGGAGCAAAGAGCUGAGUGCACUGCAUACGACCCUACAAACCGACUCGGCUUAUCUGGUCUACACUGGGGUGGCGGGAGAGCCGACAGGAACAGUGCCGUGA